Molecule: messenger RNA, 738 nt
Organism: Solanum pennellii
Lineage: Eukaryota; Viridiplantae; Streptophyta; Magnoliopsida; Solanales; Solanaceae
Product: dolichol-phosphate mannose synthase subunit 2-like
Exons: 3
Coding region: 213-455 (80 amino acids)
Biological process (GO): GPI anchor biosynthetic process
Cellular component (GO): dolichol-phosphate-mannose synthase complex; endoplasmic reticulum membrane
Molecular function (GO): enzyme regulator activity
Source: RefSeq, a predicted model, not a curated record
UUCAUUUCGGCCCAUGUGAAGGAAAAUAUUGAUUUGGCCCAUUUAUUCAGGAUCCUCCUCUCCGAAUCUAUCCACAGAAAACUAUAGUGAAAUGGAACUGAUGGAAAUACAAAGAAAUCCAUAUCGAUUAUAACGAUCUUCAUGAUCUAAAACCGAAGUGUUUAACAACACGAAUAGUUUUUUCUGAAGUUUGCACAAGUGAAAGCGUCACUAUGGAAUUAGCUGACAGAACGAUUGGACUGCUUUUGACAGUUACUAGCUUGUCAAUUUUCACAUAUUAUACCUUCUGGGUCAUCAUUCUGCCAUUGGUUGAUACUGAUCAUUUUGUGCACAAAUAUUUUCUACCUCAAGAGUAUGCAAUUCUUAUUCCCGUAUUUGUUGGAAUGGCACUCAUCUGCUUGUUGAGCAUGUUUACUGGAUAUGUGAUGCUCAAGUCCAAAAAGAAGAAGGCAUGAUACAACCAUGUUAAGUCUGCUGCUAGCUGUUAGAUUAUAUGAUUCUUCAUAGUUUUUCUUUUGAACAGCUUGUUUCACAUAAAUUCUCUUUCCAUGUGUUGACAGUGAUCUGAAAAUACCAGAUAUGCCUUCAAGUAGUCACUAAUAUUGACAACAAGCUCGUUUAUGACUGUUGAAAAAGUAUUAGAUGAAAAUGUGAUUGUGUUUAUAAAUAUUACUGUUGGCAUCAGCUGAGCAGUAUGAAACAUCUCAGCUAUGAAAAUAUGUGCUUACACAAUUGUUA